Molecule: messenger RNA, 3764 nt
Organism: Ricinus communis (castor bean)
Lineage: Eukaryota; Viridiplantae; Streptophyta; Magnoliopsida; Malpighiales; Euphorbiaceae
Product: omega-hydroxypalmitate O-feruloyl transferase
Exons: 3
Coding region: 2186-3484 (432 amino acids)
Molecular function (GO): acyltransferase activity, transferring groups other than amino-acyl groups
Source: RefSeq, a predicted model, not a curated record
AAGAACACACAAGAGGAAGGUUGGAAACUUAAUAAAGCUCUCCAUAUUUUUCAAUCUUAAGUGCUCUCAGCUCUCUACCCUAUCCAAUUCCGAAACCCUGCUGCCUACUUUGCUCACCUAUAAUCUCUCCCAAUUCUCAUCUAGGCUUACUUAGUUCGACUUCGUCAAGAAAGUUAAUUAAGUGCCGCGCGACUUGGCUAACCUUUGAGCUCAAGUUUCGUGACAGGAAUGUCACGGCCCGCCUCAUCCUUGGGCGAGCAAGGCCAGUCUAUGCGACACACAGUACCAAGAGUGAUGGAGUAAUGCGGAAUUCUCCUAGAACACUCUUGAAUAAUGUAGAAUUCUCUAGAGUACUCUAAAACACUUUAGAAUAGUCUAGAACUUUCUAGAACAAUUUAAUGGUCUAGACACUUCUAGAAUAAUCUAGAAGAGUGUGGAUACUUCUAGAACAUUCUAGAAGAGUGGGGAUAAUUCCUGUACAUACUAGAUUAGUCUAGAAUAUUCUAGACAUAUGUAGACUAUACUAGAAUAUUCUAGACAUGUAUAGACAUGUACAUGUGAUGUGUGGAGAAUUCUAGAAGAAUGAACUCUAGCCACAAGUUGAAGAGGUGGGAAGCCUAUAAAUACCCCCUGUAACGAUACAACAAGAACAUACAAGAACACACAAGAGGAAGACUGGAAACUUAAUAAAGCUCUCCAUAUUUUCCAAGCUUAAGUGCUCUCAACUCUCUACCCUAUCCAAGUUUCGAAGCCCUGCUGCCUACUUUGCUCACCUACAAUCUCUCACAAUUCUCAUCUAGGCUUACUUAGUUCGACUUCAUCAAGCAAGUUAACUAAGUGCCGCACGACUUGGCUAACCUCUAAGUCCAAGUUUCGUGACAUAGUGCUAGGUUUUGAGGUGUAGCCGGAGUCUAGGGUGGUGACGCCUAUAGUUUCUAAUAGUUAAUUUACUGUUAGCAUUGGGUCCCCAUCAUUUCUUGUAGACGGUGUUGGAAUCCUCGUUGCAGGAUCUAGUUCAUUUUGGAAAAAUUAGAUUUGGGAUUUAGACCCAUCUUUACUCUUAGACAAACUGAGGUUAUGACCCGUGAUUUUUGAGGUUCGUAGCAAUAACUACAGUAUUUAAUAGUAAUCCUUGGAAUUGAAAUCAACUAUGUGUUCCAUCUUUCUGAUGUUUUGAUUGUUAUUUUUUCAUGUGUAUGAAAUAUACGUUUCAAUCUUUAAAGCGCAAAAUAAUAUUUAGUUCCUCAAUUACUUGUAAAAGGUGAAUUGUGGGAUUGAAAAGCUUCAACAAAUAGAUUUUCGAUUUUUAUGCUCUAGUACAACACUGCUUUAGCUUAUAUUGCAUUAGCUGGUGGUAUUGACUUUGCAGGUGAAGGAAAUAGCCAAUGCAUUUUCCUGGAGAAGUUUCAAAGAAGUACUUGGAAUACAACCGCUCGAUGAAUUAUGUCCUCGUAAGAAUGUGGAAGGACAAUGUUAAUCAAGUGGCACAAUGCAUUGAUCUGUAUUAUUUAGAAAUUAUAAAUAUAUAUACACUGUUUCUUGUUUCUUUUUAAACUAAUUGAUUAUGCACUCUGGUCCCAUAUCAACACUGAGAUUCUCUAAAUAUGUUGUGGUAAUGGCCUGUGGUGAGUAUUAUGUAAUAAAAAAAUGGAAAUGCAGAGGGACACAGCUGCAUAAUUUUAGUAAAAGACAAUAGACCCAGAAAGCAAAUUUUGGUUAAUAUAAAUAUAUAAAAUAAAUUAUACAAGUAAUCAAAUUUUGGACGCCAACCCCACCAACCAACUCCGCGAUCGUUCUUCUUUCUCACGCCAGCCUUGUUUGCUGGUAAUAUUUUGGUUCCUUGGCAAGUAGCCUACCACAAUCCCAUAUCACCUUUCCUCAAUUUGCAGAAAGGACAAUGUCAAAAACAAGACUCAAGAUUAGAUAUCAUUUCUUUCUUGAGCUUGGUGGAAACCCUUCUAAUACGACUUUUCGUAUAAUUAGUUCAUAUCAGGAAUUGGAAAACCUGUCCCUGUCAUGUCUUACAUUUUGUUAACCAAAACAGCCAAUAGUCAAAUUUCUGGUCCAUCUUUUUCUAUAUAACUUCAGCAGCAUUUCCAGGAUAAUAUUCAAAAAAUAAGUUUUAUUGCUCUCCAGGUUUCCAAUUAAGCUCUCUUCCGUUGCAGGUUUUUAAGGAGUGACAUCCAUGGCAGACGUUAGUAAUAGCAGUUUUCAACUUAGUGUUAAGCAGAACGAACCCACUCUAAUUCCUCCUGCAGAGGAGACAGAGAAGGGGUUGUAUUUCCUCUCUAACCUUGACCAAAACAUUGCAGUAGUAGUUCGUACUAUUUACUGCUUUAAAUCUGAUGUGAAAGGAAAUGAGGACGCUAUGGAAGUUAUCAAAAAUGCUUUAUCGAAAGUUCUUGUUCAUUACUAUCCUCUAGCGGGGCGGCUAACGAUUAGCUCAGAAGGGAAGCUGAUAGUGGAUUGUACUGGCCAAGGUGCUGUUCUUGUUGAAGCUGAAGCAAAUUGUGUCAUUACAGAUAUAGGGGACACCACGAAGCCUGAUCCUGUGACGCUUGGGAAGUUGGUUUAUAACAUUCCUGGUGCGCAAAACAUAUUACAGAUACCUCCUUUGGUUGCUCAGGUCACCAGAUUCAAAUGUGGAGGGUUUGUUCUUGGACUAUGUAUGAACCACUGUAUGUUUGAUGGAAUUGGUGCAAUGGAAUUUGUGAAUUCCUGGGGUGAAACUGCAAGAGGCGUUCCUCUAAAGGUACCUCCAUUUGCAGAUAGAAACAUACUCAAAGCUCGAAACCCACCUAAAAUAGAGUUUCCACACCAAGAAUUUGCUGAGAUUGAAGACAUAUCAAGUGCCAGCAAGCUUUAUGAAGAAGAAAUGCUUUAUAGGUCCUUCUGUUUUGGUCCUGAGAAGCUUGAACAACUGAAGAGAAAAGCUACAGAAGACGGAGUUCUACCCAAGUGCACGACAUUUGAAGCUCUUUCAGCAUUUGUGUGGAGAGCUAGAUGUCAGGCAUUAAAGAUGCUGCCUGAUCAACAGAUAAAACUUCUGUUUGCUGUUGAUGGACGGUCCAGAUUUGUACCACCAAUUCCUGAAGGGUACUUUGGCAAUGCAAUUGUCUUAACAAACUCUCUCUGUCAAGCAGGGGAAUUACUAGACAACCAAUUGUCAUUUGCAGUAGGGCUAGUUCAGAAGGCAGUUAAUAUGGUUAACGACAGUUAUAUGAGAUCCGCCAUAGACUAUUUUGAAGUUACAAGAGCUAGACCUUCUCUUGCUGCAACUCUUUUAAUAACAACAUGGUCUAGGCUAUCUUUCCACACGACAGAUUUUGGCUGGGGAGAGCCUAUUUUAUCAGGGCCAGUGGCAUUACCUGAAAAGGAAGUAAUCCUAUUUCUUUCUCAUGGAAAAGAGAGGAAAAACAUAAAUGUGCUUUUGGGUUUGCCAGCUUCUGCCAUGAAAAUCUUUGAAGAAUUAAUGAACAUAUGAUGCCCGUGUUGUGGUUAAAGAGAAGUCUUCCUGAGUUUCUUUGUUGAAGUAGAGUAUAUCUUCUUUACUGUUGCUAAAAGAUGCAUUCUUCAAGCUAAUGUAUCUUUUGGAGGAAACGAAAAAGGCCUACUAAUAAUUCAAUCUGAAUGGUAUAAUUAGGGUCUGAACAGAAUAGCAGAUGAAGUGCAAAUUCACGUCUCGUAGUUCUUCCCUGUUGUAGAAAUGUAUCUGAAAGUUGUAUGUUCGCAGUAUUCAAUUCAAAAACUUAAUCUUGCUGGUA